GAGCCGCUACUGUCGAUGGCGCUGCUGGACGCGGCGCCCUCAGGAGGGGCGCCGGUGCUGCAGAAGCUGUCGUGCGCUCGUCCCUGGCGGGGGCGCCGCGAGCGCCGCUACCGCCUCACGCUGCCCCCCGGCGCCCCCGUAGCCUCCCACAGCUCCCACCAGCCCCCCGGCAAAUGGUGCGUGUGGUACAGCCUGGCUGCCGUGCCAGGGACGAAGCUCAUAUUUGGUGUGGUGAACCAAACCUGCGACACCGCCACGGCCUUCUGCCCCUGCAGUCUAGUUGACCGCCUCUGCCUCAACUGCCAGUUCGUGGAGGCUAAGGCGUGCGAGUGUCCCUGUGAAUGCCCCACGACUUCCCCUUCUCAGUGCUCCACGAAUUCUUCCUCAUCCAGGGGGAACUGGCGCAACCCCACUCAGCCUGAGAUGCUCUGUCCACUAGAUCCCCCUAUGCCAUCCCUGUCACACCCUCAGCACGUGGGGCUCUUGGGGGAACUUCAGUCGUGUCAGACCGGGACAUGCGGGGACCACACGACGCGGCACACAUGCCUGGGACGUCCAGGGUGUGAAUGGUGUUCUUUAACGUCCCCGACGAACGCCAGUGAAAACGUCUGGGUGUCUUUGGAAGAACCGAGCUGUGUUCCCCACCCUGAGUGUCCUGGGGGAGUUAAAGGGGGUGUUUCACCCUACCCUCGGGGGCUUGUCCCACAGCCCCGACACAGGGAGUCGUACAGGACUGGUGGAGGCAGGUCCCUGCCGCUGGCUCCUGUGCUGGGGGUGAUGGUGGGGUUGGUGAUGGUAGCGGGGGUAGGGGCGGCGUACUGCUUCCACCAGCACCAAGGCGUCAUGGGAGCCGUGACGCUCACGUCGCGCCCCGGCGCCCCGGAAGGCUACACACCUGCUGGUCUGCUGUCCGCAGGGCACGUGACUACGGCCCUCGAGGAGGAGCUUAUACUGGACUGCCAGUUGGGGGCGGCCGCCAUGAGCCCGUACCGCAUGAACCCCGCCUACCGGAGGCCCCCCGCCCCCGGAGGCGACCCCAGUGACCCGGGGUACUCGACCAUGACCCCUCACGACGAUGUGCCCCAGCGCUCGUCCUCGUCGUCGUCGUGCCUGGCCAUAGGAGUUCAAAGUCCCAGCAAGAACGGCAAGCCAAGCAGGGACGGCCGCGCGCUGCUGGCCAAGAAACGGCGUCCUUCCCGCGGUCUCAGCAGCCAGCCUGAGGAAGACUGCGAUGAGAACAGCUCUUCUCCUUCAGGAGUCUUUAAAGGACUCGCAUCCUCUUCGCUUUUGAGUGGUGAUCACGAGCCACCGACACUAGACUGGUCGCCUGAGCAGCUCUUGCAAUACUUCGACGACUUCGACACAGGUCAAUGUCGUCACUGUAACGCUCCCGUCAGUGAUGGUGUCUGCUGCAACUGUGAGCAAACUCCGUGUGAGGAAUGCAGGUCUCGCCCUGCUUGUCAGGAAUGCCAUGACUCUGCCUCCUGCAGCAGAUGCCGGGACCAGAGUUCUUGUCCUUGCAAGUCCAAAAAGCGUCGCCGAAGUCGUCGACGCGCCGGUGGCGGCAGCGUUAGCGAUGGAAUCGAAAGCGACGUUGCCAGCGAUGGCGGUUGUUUUGCCAACGCUGUUUUGACGUCGCCUCAGAAAAUUGGCCCGAAUCAAGUGAUUGUUGCAGUCACAGUACACAUGGUGGACAGCCUCUAAUUUCUGAGGUCAUAGUGCAAACUUAGCUUAAGCUCUUCGAUGUUUAGGCAGAUCAGGUUCAGUAUUUGUACUCUUUCGUAUCCAUAGACAUUGUCCGUGUAUAUAUUAUAUUGAUGGUUCCCAGAGUAAUCCAAUAUAGACGUAGGACGUAACCAUCGUUGGUAAUGAUUGUAUUUUACAUGUCGGUAAUCCAGGGACCCAAAUCUGCGCGUAAUAUUUUUGAAAGGUGCUAUACACUUCUGCUUCCUGUUGCCGUGCUUCUCAGUCAGACGUUCAACUGCCAAGUAAUGAUGUGCCAAAUUGACUGCCUAAGUGAACAUUUUCGGGAGAUUCCUAUGAGUGAGUUGCCCUAAUGUUAAGUGAUAAAAUAUUGCGCCAUUAUUUUGUGAAAUGAAAUUUGCUGUUAUGAGAUUUACAUGAAACUUCGUGCUAGCUCAGUUUGACAGCAACAAGAGUUUUUCAGUGAGGUGGAACUUUUUAACCACGUUGUAGGCGAAUUUUCUUUUAUGAUCUCAACGACUGCCAAGUUUUGCCAUGGCAAUUAACUUUUUCACCUCCAUUUGUAUGUUUUUUCUAAACCCAGGAUAUUUCUUGCAUUUAUGAAGAGCAUUAUGCAAUGAUGGCUCCUUAGGUUAGGUAAUUGGAAGAAAACUUGCACGCUUCGUAAUUUCUUAUUAUAUUAAUAUAUUUAGAAUUAGAUAUUUAUUAUAAUAAUUUCAGCUCUCCAGUUUCAGGAUGGUGUUCCAUCACAGUUUUCCUUGUUAAAUUGUUACUAAGCCCAGUAAUCGGAGAAAACGCAAUCUUAAGUCGGCUCAUGUUAUGAAUAACUUGUUCAAGUACACGUAAGGUCCUUAAUAACGAUAUGGCAUAUUUAUCAUUUAUGAUCGGUGAGUUAAGCUUGGUGAGUAUUUGAGAAGGUUUUAGAGGCAAUAUUCCGUUCUAGUGUUAUUUAUUUAGAGUACAAUUUCCGUUGCGAUUAGCGUUAGCGUGUUGAUCACUCUAACGCUUUACAUACAUUCUAUUUGCCAGUAUUUCAUGUUUUUGGUUAUGAAGAGAAGGAUCUACAGUUGGGGCAAUCUAAUUUGCAGUCGUUAAAUUUGAGUUUCUCAUAGACAAUUAUUGUAUGUAGUACGUUGAUUCUAGAUGAUAUGAUAGUGUAGGACUCGCUGUCGUCGCCCCCAGUAGUCUCCCGUUAGUUGUCUAAAUGACCGUCAGUUAGUUCGAGUUCGAUAGUUAUUAAGUUAUGUAAGCGAAUGUUAAAUAGAUACGCUGUGCGCAAUCUGCUAUAGGAUUUGUAUAAUAAUUAUUUCUCAGGAGUUAGUGUUCUAUGUGCAGCUAAAGAUGCAAUUUGUGCUGGACUCGUUUUCCUGUCAAGAAAUUUUCUCUUUCUCAGCAAGAAAGUUAACACCUAUGUGUAAAAUUAUUAUUAAUUUAAUUAAUGUAAUUAUUAUUAUCUUCAUCUGUACAAAACAUGUAUAAUUUGAUAGUGACAAAAUCUGACAAUUGAACAAAAACAAACUUUCCUCGCUAAUUAAGGAGGUUAAUUGACACAUAUUAGACAGUAUUUAUUCUCUCUGACAAAACAAUAAGCAUUCAAAAGAUAUGCAAGACAAUACAGACUAGGGGCCGUACAAGAAACAAAGUUUUUCCCGUGAAUUAAGGAAUUCUCUCCGAUUUCGAGUCGAUGACAUAAUAUUACUGAAAUGCAAAGUUGUUGUUGAAAUUGUUGAAUUGCUGCGCCAUUCCAACUGCACAAGUCACGUUAUCAGUCAACGCUGUCAUUCAGAAAGCUACAAUGCUCUAGACAUCUAUUGUUCUUCAUUUCUGAUUGCUUCUGGAAUAAUUGUUCAUCUUUUACUGAUAUUUGUUAUCAGCUUUAACGUUGAAUUUUAAGGGAAUUUGUUACCAAUCGGCACGCAAAUUGAUUAAAUAUGAACAAAACAAUUUGAUUGAAUUAUACGUUUUCUCAAGCCUGCUUCAUGCACGCUUUGCGUCCAAAUAGCGCGUGCUUCAAGCCAUGGAACACCAGAAAAGUAUACAGCAAAAUGCAUAGAAAUAUCAGAUUAGAGGAAUCUACACAGGAUUAAAUGCACAAAUACUUCGUAGCUCAGCUACGACAGCGACCGAGAAAUAACGUUUCUCGCGAAUCUCAAGAACUUCUCUCAUGAAGGCACAAUAAUUUACGUACUCAUAGUUAAAGAAAAAUGUGAAAUGCUUCAUCAGUCAACAUCUCGUGAAAUAGACAAGCUUCAUCGG
This is a messenger RNA of Hyalella azteca, 3960 nucleotides long. Its product is annotated as VWFA and cache domain-containing protein CG16868. The transcript has 5 exons. Bases 16 to 1704 code for a protein of 562 amino acids. The record is from RefSeq and is a predicted model, not a curated record. Lineage: Eukaryota; Metazoa; Arthropoda; Malacostraca; Amphipoda; Hyalellidae.